This is a messenger RNA of Sphaerodactylus townsendi, 2097 nucleotides long. RefSeq names its product serine incorporator 2 (gene SERINC2). Bases 220 to 1584 code for a protein of 454 amino acids. Gene Ontology annotation, cellular component: membrane. The transcript has 10 exons. NCBI's taxonomy places the organism in Eukaryota, Metazoa, Chordata, Lepidosauria, Squamata, Sphaerodactylidae. The record is from RefSeq and is a predicted model, not a curated record.
GUGCGCCGCGCCCAGUCCGGGCUGGGUGGGCGGGGCUAGGCUUUCCCGAACAGUGGCGGACAGAACCGAAGCGGGGAAGGGGGAGAAGGCGGAAAGUGCCGAGCAAGCCCGAGCGACCUCGGCACGUCGCCAGUCCCGGGAGUGGAGGAAACGAGGCAACUUUUCCAGUGAUCUUUUCUGCGGAGUUGGAAAGGCAGCGCCGGAGGUCUCGACGACAACAUGGGAGCGUGCCUGGGAGUGUGCUCGUUGCUGAGCUGCGUGUCUUGUCUCUGUGGCUCGGCCCCUUGUCUCUUGUGCGGCUGCUGCCCUUCUACAAGGAACUCAACGAUAACCCGCCUGUGUUUCACCUUGUUCCUGUUCCUGGGCACCUUGGUCUCGAUUAUCAUGAUUAUUCCAGGAGUAGAGGCUGAACUCCACAAGCUUCCUGGCUUCUGUGAAGGGGGUGCAUCGAUUAUUGGCACCGAAGGGAAAGUCAACUGCAAAUCCUUCCUAGGCCAUAAAUCUGUGUACCGCAUGUGCUUUGCGACGGCAGCUUUCUUCUUCCUGUUUGCCUUGAUGAUGAUGUGUGUGCGGAGCAGCAAAGAUCCACGAGCCUCGAUACAGAAUGGGUUCUGGUUCUUCAAGUUCCUGAUACUGAUUGGAAUAACGGUGGGGGCCUUCUACAUCCCUGAUGGAUCGUUCACCUCUGUUUGGUUCUACUUCGGCGUGGUCGGCUCCUUCCACUUCAUCCUCAUCCAGCUCAUCCUGCUGAUAGACUUUGCCCACUCCUGGAGUCAGAUCUGGCUGCACAACGCAGACGAAGGCAGUGCCAAAUCCUGGUACGCAGCCCUCUUCUUCUUCACCUUCCUCUUCUACGCCGUCUCCAUUGCAGCUGUCGUGCUCCUCUAUGUAUAUUACACAAAACCAGAUGACUGUACAGAAAACAAGGUGCUCAUCAGCCUCAACCUCAUCUUCUGCAUUAUGGUCUCUGUGUUGUCCGUCCUGCCCAAGAUCCAGGAUGCUCAGCCCCACUCGGGCCUGCUCCAGGCUUCUAUCAUCACCCUGUACACCAUGUUCGUCACCUGGUCAGCUCUCGCCAAUGUGCCAAGGAAAGACUGUAACCCCACCCUUCUGGUACGAGUGGAGAACAACAGCACAGCAGGUGUGACAGCUGGUGAACCACUAACACAAUGGUGGGAUGCGCCGAGCAUUGUGGGACUGGUGAUAUUUGUCCUGUGCACGCUCUUCAUCAGCAUCCGAUCCUCUGACCAUGCCCAGGUGAAUAAGAUGAUGCUGACAGAGGAGAGCCCAGGAAUGCUGAGUGGGGACAGCCCGACCUUAGAAGAUGGGGUGCACCGGGCUUACGACAAUGAGCAAGACGGAGUGUCUUACAACUACACCUUCUUCCAUAUCUGCCUUUUCUUGGCCUCCCUCUACAUCAUGAUGACCCUCACCAACUGGUACAGACCUGAUGAACAUCACCAAAAGCUCACUAGUCCAUGGACUGCAGUCUGGGUGAAGAUCUCUUCUAGCUGGACCGGCCUUCUCCUCUACGUGUGGACCCUGAUUGCACCUAUCGUGCUUCCAGAUCGAGACUUUAGCUGAAAAAAAACGUUCCUCAACACCUCAGAAGCUAAACAGAAUGUGUUUCUCGGCAGAAAGAAAUAAGAAUAUCCUGGUUCCUUGACUUGAAUUUAGAACUCGGCUCCAGUCCCUCUAGGCAUUGGAGCUGUCUGCCAUUCUCUUGCUCUUCUGCAUUGAUUUGUGCCUUUCCCCCUGCUUUGGUUUUUAUUUCAAAGGAAAAGGAUGCCAAAAAGGGAACCUCUGUUGCUUGUGUGAAAUGCUGGAUGAGUAAGGAAAUAGAAUAGGAAGGUGUUUAUUGCUGUUGGCCGUGACCUUGGAACAUGUUCUGGAAUAACUAAAGAAGUCCAUGACAUCCUACACUGUCUUUGUUUCUAAAGAAUGUUCAGAUGAAUGUAGCUGUUUUAAAGUAAGUCUCUACCAAUAUGCCUUAUCCUUGGAAGCCUUUUUUUAAAAUAAAUAAACCUAUGUUCCUUUUGAUAUGCAACUUUGAUGGGAAAAAAGGUUGCAAUAAAUGGGCAGCUUUUGAGAAUCAAA